CGACUCUCAAGAGUCACAGUGGAGAGCCCUAUCGAGCUCGGAAAAUGGCGACCACCCUUCUCCCGGAGACAGCUCAGAAAGUCCUAACCCAAGAAGCCAUCCGCUCCGCCGCCAAACAAUCCCAACGAUGCCUCACCGUCCCCGUCAAACUCCGCCGCGCCAUCAAGAAGUACCUCCGAGAGCAAGAAGAGCCUCACAUGAAGAGGAAGGUGCUGAGGCUAUCGGAAUCGUUCAGCCAAAUCAAGGACGUGAACUCCCAGCUUAUUGCUUCCACUUCCAAGCAGCUGGUGGAGGACCCUUUGCAGGGUGUGGACCAAUCACAGAGGUGGAAGAUCAAGAGCUCUUAUGGAGACAUUGGCCUUACUUAUCGAGACGACGAGACCAUUGCUUAUGUUGCUUCCAGAAUGCCAGCUGUCUUCUCUGCUUGUCACCGAGUACUCAAGGAGGUUCGUAGAAGGCUGCCUGAAUUUUCUCCUGCUAAAGUGUUGGAUUUUGGUGCUGGCACGGGUUCAGCUUUCUGGGCACUACGAGAAGUGUGGCCGAAUUCCUUGGAGAAAGUUAACUUAGUAGAGCCAUCACAAUCGAUGCAGCGUGCUGGCCAGAGCCUUAUACAAGGUCAGAAGAAUUUGCCACUCAUUCACAGUUAUGGUACCCUCCAAUCGUUGACUAAAAGCAUCAACAAAUCAGAGAGAGAACAUGACCUUGUAAUUGCUUCCUAUGUGCUUGGAGAGAUACCAUCGCUGAAGGAUCGAAUUACUGUAGUACGCCAACUUUGGGAUCUCACACGGGAUGUCCUGAUUUUGAUAGAACCAGGAACACCACAAGGAUCAAAUAUCAUAUCUCAGAUGCGAUCACAUAUAUUAUGGAUGGAGAAAAGGAAAAUCCGUAAAUCCAAGGCUCCGAUUGAUGAAACGUCAAAGGACUUGGUAGUGGCUCGGAAAAAUGGUGCCUAUAUAGUUGCUCCUUGCUCUCACGAUGGGGCAUGUCCUUUGGAGAAAGCUGGUAAAUAUUGUCAUUUUGUUCAACGUUUGGAGAGAACUUCUACUCAACGUGCAUACAAGCGCUCCAAGGGUGGUCAGCCAUUACGUGGAUUUGAAGAUGAGAAAUUUAGCUUCAUUGCUGUCAGGCGAGGACAAAGACCAAGGGAACCUUGGCCUCUUGAUGGUGUGAAAUUUGAGACUCUGAAGGAGCAACAUGCUAAAAGAACCCUACAAGAUCUUGAAAUUGACUAUGAGGAACCAGAGGAGCCAUCCAGCUCACAACAAGCUAGCCUCAUUCCAUUUGAAAAACCAGAUGCGACCUAUGAUUCUGAUGUCAUGGAAGUUGAUGAUCACGAGGAUAAUGAAGAAGAAGAGGAGGAUGAUGACACAGGUCAUGCCGAUCUUGGGGGUGGUUGGGGUAGGAUAAUCUACAUGCCUGUUCGUAGAGGCAAGCACGUUACUAUGGAUGUAUGUCGAUCAACCAACGAGGAUGCUUCAGAAGGUACACUUCAACGAAUUGUUGUCACAAAGAAUAAGAACCCUACAUUACAUAAUCAGGCUCGAAAGUCUCUCUGGGGAGACUUGUGGCCCUUUCAAAGAUAAAUGUGUAAAAUCUUUGGCGCCGUAGUCCAUAUGACCACUAUGUAUAAGAGGCUUAUGCUCAGUUUGUAUUCACUAUUCAGUCUUUAAUGGCCAUUCCUGCAAUCUUGUUCG
Messenger RNA from Fragaria vesca subsp. vesca, 1694 nucleotides. RefSeq names its product methyltransferase-like protein 17, mitochondrial-like. Gene Ontology annotation, molecular function: structural constituent of ribosome; methyltransferase activity. Bases 45 to 1583 code for a protein of 512 amino acids. The transcript is spliced from 12 exons. Gene Ontology annotation, biological process: translation. Gene Ontology annotation, cellular component: mitochondrial small ribosomal subunit. Lineage: Eukaryota; Viridiplantae; Streptophyta; Magnoliopsida; Rosales; Rosaceae. The record is from RefSeq and is a predicted model, not a curated record.